Messenger RNA from Angiostrongylus costaricensis, 450 nucleotides. The record is from the annotation of a GenBank genome assembly. Lineage: Eukaryota; Metazoa; Nematoda; Chromadorea; Rhabditida; Metastrongylidae.
GUAAAUUGGAUGUCAGCGUUGAUUGCGCUAUUUACCACACUUUCGGUGUUCUUGCAAGUUUUUAUCUACUUCUUUCAGUAUGUUGAAAAAAAUCAUUUUCGGUGGCAGCAUAUUGUUUCCUUACCCUCUUUCUUUUACGGUUGUCACUUCUACCGAAAAAUUUUGAAUCCAGUCUUAGCGUGUAGGCUUCUUAUCAAUUCCCUAACCACGUGCGAUUUUGACAAUGUCGGUGCCGGCCUUCCCCGACGUCCUCUGGCGACGCGCCUUCUGGGCGCCGUCGUCAUUGCUGUGUGUUUGUUCACACUGUCGCUGCCAAUGCAACGACUAGCCGAAUUGCAUGUCUUUGUCAUCGUUAUCAAUUUUAUUCAUAUUGUCUUAGUGUGUUUAUCCACCACCUUCUUUACAUUCUUUUAUUCUGAACGUCGUAGGAAAAAUGUUAAAGAUGAAUGA